Molecule: messenger RNA, 1803 nt
Organism: Letharia columbiana
Lineage: Eukaryota; Fungi; Ascomycota; Lecanoromycetes; Lecanorales; Parmeliaceae
Exons: 9
Coding region: 1-1803 (600 amino acids)
Source: RefSeq, a predicted model, not a curated record
AUGUCUCGAAUGUUGUCUAUUCUCUACCUCUACGUAUUGGGUCUUCUCGCUGGUACCUCUGAACUUCGCGCUUUUGCGACAGAGGUCAGCCAUGGCGCGCAGUACUACGGUAACGAGACCAACCUCGUUUUAUCAGAGGAUUUGAAUUCACCAUUCCCCUAUGAUUUCCCCAAUUACAAACAUCUUGACAAUCUUUUCCCUAUGCCGGCAUGCAAUGGUCUUGUUCUGGAAGAGGCUACUGUUGAUUAUUUGCAGAAUGCUAUGAAGGAGGGCCAAUUGACGAGUACAAUGAUAGCGUUGUGUUACUUGCAACGGAUAUACCAGACGAAUGAAUACACAAAUGCAAUACUAGAGCUAAACCCAGACGUUCUUGAAAUCGCAUCAACUCUUGACGCUGAGCGAGAAGUUGGCCAAAUCCGCGGUCCACUGCACGGCAUCCCUUUCAUCGUCAAAGACAAUAUUGCCACCAAGGAUAAGAUGGAAACCACUGCCGGCAGUUGGGCGCUUCUAGGGUCAAUCGUUCCACGUGAUGCUCAUGUCGUGGCUAGACUCCGGCAGGCAGGUGCGUUGCUUCUUGGAAAGGCCACACUCAGCGAAUGGGCGGACAUGCGCAGCAGUGAGUACUCAGAAGGAUACUCAGCGAGAGGAGGGCAGGCAAGAAGUCCAUACAAUUUGACUGUCAAUCCUGGUGGUAGUAGCUCUGGGAGUGCUGGUGCUAUAUCUGGGAACUUGUGUAUGUUUGCUCUGGGGACUGAGACCGACGGAAGUGUCAUCAAUCCUGCGGAGAGGAAUGCCUUGGUAGGCAUCAAGCCCACUGUGGGCUUGACAUCUCGCGCUGGUGUCAUUCCAGAAAGUACUCACCAAGAUACCGUCGGUACGUUUGCCAGAACUGUUCGAGACGCUGUCUAUACACUUGACGCAAUUUACGGCAUCGAUCUCCGUGACAACUACACUCUGGGCCAAGAGGGUAAGGUACCCCCGGGUGGCUACAGCCAGUUCUUAACCAAUAGCCGUGCGCUCCAAAACGCUACCUUCGGACUACCAUGGCAAAGCUUCUGGACUCUGGCAAGCGAAGAGCAGCAGGCCUCUCUGCUUGGACUCAUAGAACUCAUAAGAGGCGCCGGUGCCACUGUAAUUAAUGGAACUGAGCUGCCGAAUCAUCAGACUACUGUAAGUCCUGAUGGUUGGAACUGGGACUAUGGAACAACUCGAGGAUAUCCAAACGAAUCCGAGUUCACUUAUGUAAAGGUGGAUUUCUACAACAACAUUAAGACAUAUCUUGCCGAGCUUCAAAACACCGACGUUAGAUCCCUUGAGGAUAUUGUUCAAUACAAUUAUGAUAAUGAUGGAACUGAGGGUGGCACGCCGAACGUCCAACCCGCAUUUGCUUCAGGGCAAGACAGCUUCCUGGCGUCGCUUGCUACCAGAGGUAUCAUGAAUUCAACCUACUACGAGGCUUUGUCAUUCUGUCAACGAUCCACAAGAGAAGAUGGCAUCGAUGCUGCUCUGAAAAACAACGGCAGGCAACUUUCAGCGCUGUUGGUCCCUCCUGAUGUCGCACAGACAUAUCAAAUUGCUGCUCAAGCUGGCUACCCAAUGAUCACGCUCCCCGCAAGCGUCAACUCCUCAACCGGAAUGCCAUUCGGUCUUGCACUCAUGGGCACCGCAUGGUCUGAGGCCGAGCUUGUGAAGUGGGCUAGUGCGAUCGAGGAUUUGCAGCUCAAAUGGAAUAGCACGUAUGGGAGAUCGAAGCCGAAAUGGUAUGGUUAUAAGCAGAGGAAUAUCCCUGUGUUGAAUCUUUGA